ACGCAGCCGCAGGCCGGGGCCGGGACGCAGCUGGGGAGGCAGGGACGCGCGCAGCCAGCCCUUCCCCCUCCGGCUCCCGCACCGCCGGCCGCCUCCCCUCGCCCUCCUCCUCUCCCCUCCCUGCUCCUUCGCUUCUCCUCCUCCGCCUCUCCCGGCCCCGGCUGCCAGCACCAUGUCCGCAGGGGGAGAUUUUGGGAACCCGCUGAGAAAAUUCAAGUUGGUGUUCUUGGGGGAGCAGAGCGUCGGGAAGACGUCUCUGAUCACGAGGUUCAUGUAUGACAGCUUCGACAACACGUACCAGGCAACCAUUGGAAUUGACUUCUUGUCAAAAACCAUGUACUUGGAAGAUCGUACGGUGCGACUGCAGCUCUGGGACACAGCGGGCCAGGAGAGGUUCCGCAGCCUGAUCCCCAGCUACAUCCGGGACUCCACGGUGGCUGUAGUGGUGUACGACAUCACAAACCUCAACUCCUUCCAGCAGACCUCUAAGUGGAUCGACGAUGUCAGGACAGAGAGGGGCAGCGACGUGAUCAUCAUGCUGGUGGGCAACAAGACGGACCUGGCCGACAAGAGGCAGAUAACCAUCGAGGAGGGGGAGCAGCGCGCCAAAGAACUGAGUGUCAUGUUUAUCGAGACCAGUGCGAAGACCGGCUACAACGUGAAGCAGCUCUUCCGACGUGUGGCGUCGGCUCUGCCUGGAAUGGAGAAUGUGCAGGAGAAAAGCAAAGAAGGGAUGAUCGACAUCAAGCUGGACAAACCCCAAGAGCCCCCAGCCAGCGAAGGCGGCUGCUCCUGCUAAUGCAGCCUGACCUGACGGCUUCCUCCGACACUACUCGCUUGUUGUGUUGCUUCCUAUUGGUUAGCUUCCUAAAGGGGGGUGGGGAAUGAGCUUAUCAAGAUGGGAGGAUUUUUCUUUUCUCUCUGUCUCUAGGAGUAGGGUAGGGUGGGGAGGGAGGCUGGGCAUCAGGGAUCACGUCACUCUUAACAGCUGUUACUUAAACAACUAUUUUUUGGUUUGGUUGUAAUAUAUUGUACUUUAUUAAGAUUGCCAAAAACUGUUAAAAUUUAAAAAAAAUUUAAAUCAUGUGUAUACAACUUUUUGCCAGAUAAAAAUGUAGUCAUUUUUAUUUGAAAGAUGUGCUUUUUUUGUUUUUGUAUAUUUGUAAACUUACAGAGAACCUUUUCCACACACCUCCUCUGUCCUGUCCUCUUUGAACUGUUCAUCACCUCUGCCUUCCUCCCACCCCCCGCCCAAUAAACUAAAACAUUAACUGGGCGACUUAAUUAGGCUCCAGUCCUGGGCCAUCUGGCCCAUAUCAACCAGGCACCACAAAACACGUCCUGCCUGGUCAAUUCAAACACUGAUUGAACGAAGCCUCUGAGGAAGGCAGCUCUGACACUGUCCUUCCGUGGCAAGGGUGGUACAGUGGCAUGGCCCUGAGCUGACAUUAAGGUCUUGCGGACUGCAGGGAGCCCAGCAGCAGGCCCCAUUGCAAUUACUUCUGCUUCUCCCUUCCCCUCCCUGAAAAUCCUUGAAGGGGAUGGUGGGCAUUUGCCACAGGCAACCUUGUGUUCUCUGUGGUCCGCCCAGUGACUGGCAGAGCAAGAGGUCAUUGGAAGGAAGGAUGGGGUGCUGUUGGCAACUGGGGGCAGUGUUGAUGUGUGGUUGGUUCACAGGCUUGGGGCACCAUGUGUACUUCUAAAAAUGUUUCAACCAACCGGCCCAGUGUUCAGCACACAGAUCUGGGUUGAAUCUACAGGAAAAGCAGAGAGAUUCAUUGUGUGCCCUCAGGGAGGGUGGUCUGCAGAACCACUACUGUAAAGAUGCAUGUUCUCAGAUCCUCAGUUGCUAAUACUGUUCAGUGCUGUUCUGGAAAAGCUGACUUCUUGAUGUGUUUUUGCCCCACUGGCCCAGUGCAUUUGAAAUCUCUGUGCACGUACCUUUGUGGAUAUUGUACCCACACUCUGGUUGCCUGAGAAUUAGGGCUGAGGUGGGGUCUCCAGAAGGCUGCCCAGAGAGAGCCAUCUUUGCCAUUUUUGACUCAUUUCUGAGAAGGGCUAAGUCUGAAGACCUGUAAAAUCCCUGAAGGGAACUCUCUCUUCUAAGUGAUGUAACCCACUUGGCCUGUACUCUGAAUAGACCCAGACUCACCGACUCUGAGUCUACACAAAGCCAGGCAGAUGACAGCAGCUCUGGCCCAAAACUAAACUCCGCCCUCCAAAAAGCUGGCAUUGACUCCUCCCCAGGCUGCUGUUGGUCAUGUCAAAGGUGAGCUAAAUGACCAUCUGGGUUAUGAUAGGGGGUGAAUUCCUCCACAAAGCAGAGCUCAAGCAAGUUACUGCAGCGAAUUUUGGAACUUCUCAGAAACUAAUCCAAAAUGGCAGCCAGUAAGUGCAGUGAAACGUGGCAGACCUCACUGCUGUUUGUCCAGCGGGCCUGCCGCACACUUUCAGUUAAGGAGACUGGGUGUCAGAGCUGAUCCUUAAAGAGAACUCUAUCUUCAGGUGAAGAAAUGAGGAAGGAGAAUUCCCACUGAACUCCUCCUAAAGGCAAAGACCAACGUACGAACGUAAUCCCGAUGUCGUGUGUUUAGUUUUUAUAUGUGUGUACAUAAUUAUAUAUAGAGAUAGACUUGUGUAUACACCUUCCACACACACAUUCCCAGAGGUACAUGUGCUCCACAUAUAUUCUUGUUUUUCCUGCUCUCCAGUUGAAACUUGCAUUGUGAUAACAGUUUUGGACAUUCAAAAGUACUGCAAUGUGUUGAAAUAAGAAGUACUUAAUAUUGUCAAAAAACUUGUGAUUGUCUUGCCAUCAAUAAAAUAAUUACAUAGAUGUGUUAAACUACAGGCAAAACUAGCCCACAGGAAUAUGUGCACCAUUGCUCCCUCUAUGUACUUAUAUGCACGGGUGUGCAUGCCAUGUGGGCCAGCACCCCCCCACCAUGGCACACCCCCAAGUGGUGCUUGUUGGAAGAGUGCUUACUUACCUCGUGAGAGUUUGUAGGAGUCCGUGUUACAGCAUCUGGACUGAGUGGCAGUGAGGGCCAUUACUUGUGGCCCCUGAACAGCCCCAUUUGCAGGGAUCUGCACUGGGUCUCAGUGAAUGAAUGUAUGGUGGAUUUUUAUUUUCUUGGUACUAAAGAAUAGCUUUUCUUAAAACAUUCCUAUAAAAAAAAAAAGUAGAAACUCAGUUCCCUCCUCAUGUGCGCACAUACCCAAGGCACCAUGAGCUCUUUAUUCUAUCCCAGCCUCCAGGAGCAGUAAGAGACACAGGAGAUGGUCAGCUUGCUGUGGCCUCUGUGAGCCCCACCUCUUCUAGCAAGUACACAACAUCCCUUCUUUUGAGUCAGGCUCUCCCCAGCCCUGCGGGCCUCUGCAGGUGAGAGCAGUUGCCUCAUCUUGUCUUCACACCUUGGUCAUGCCAUCCCAUUCCAUGACCCUUCUCUCCUCAGGCCCAAUUUGCACCCAAUAUCCUGGCGUGUCCGGGCAGCUAGGCCUCUUGCACGCUACUGCAUUGGUUCUUUGGUUCUCAU
Pteronotus mesoamericanus is the source of this 3536-nucleotide messenger RNA. RefSeq names its product RAB6B, member RAS oncogene family (gene RAB6B). The transcript has 8 exons. NCBI's taxonomy places the organism in Eukaryota, Metazoa, Chordata, Mammalia, Chiroptera, Mormoopidae. The record is from RefSeq and is a predicted model, not a curated record. The coding region runs from base 173 to 799 and encodes 208 amino acids. Gene Ontology annotation, biological process: vesicle-mediated transport. Gene Ontology annotation, molecular function: GTP binding; GTPase activity.